Messenger RNA from Ictalurus punctatus (channel catfish), 17154 nucleotides. It is a transcript of the gene abca12, whose product is annotated as ATP-binding cassette, sub-family A (ABC1), member 12. Gene Ontology annotation, cellular component: membrane; intracellular membrane-bounded organelle. The coding region runs from base 403 to 17145 and encodes 5580 amino acids. Gene Ontology annotation, biological process: transmembrane transport; lipid transport. Lineage: Eukaryota; Metazoa; Chordata; Actinopteri; Siluriformes; Ictaluridae. The record is from RefSeq and is a predicted model, not a curated record. Gene Ontology annotation, molecular function: ABC-type transporter activity; ATP binding; ATP hydrolysis activity. The transcript is spliced from 70 exons.
UUCACAUUCGAGCUCAUUCCUCAUGUCCGCACCUGUAGAAAAGGAGCAGACCAUCUUCACUCGUUCAUUAUAACGGUUUUCACCUCAGCAGAAGCUUCUACAGGAAUAACUUCUAUCCUGAACUGGCGUCUAGUCUGUUUUUCUUCAUUUCUGCUGCUGGUUUUUUGUGUGUUUUUUGUUGGUUUUGCACUACGUUCUGCUAGGAUUUACCUGACUGCAACAUGUUCUCCGUUCCUCACCUCUGCUCCUGCAUCCGAUAACCAACAAUCAGUCGUGAAGAAACCGAGGUACGGGAGCACAAAUCCAUUCAGAUCUGCGUAAUUUAAGAAAUUAUGAGUCAAAGGUGUGCUGUAGGAAUUUGAUUGCUUACUCCGGAGAUAAUAUCAGUCUUCCUAUCAACUGAUGGCUGGAUUCUUCCAGCAGUUACGACUCCUUCUCUGGAAAAAUGGCCUGGGGGUCAUCAGGCAGCCGGGCUGGUCUCUGGUUCUCCUCAUCUGGCCUGUAGUGAUCUUCAUCAUCUUAGCCAUCACUCGCUCACAAUUUCCUCCAGUACCUGAAAACACGUGCUAUGUGGCCCCGAGGAAUCUCCCGAGCACAGGGUUCUUCCCCUUCCUGCAGACUCUCAUGUGUAAUACUGACAGCUCCUGCUCCAGUAAUUCCUACCUCGAGGACUCCAAAUCAAAGAGCCUACGGCAGCGCAGGGACGUAAACACACACAGUUCCCCAUUUUUACUUCAUGGUUUACCCCCUUUACCGGACCUGGAAAAAUUUGGUUUGGCCCAUACGAUCAUGAAGAGAGACACAUCCAACGUGACACAGAUCCUACAGCAAUGGGAUACAUGGCUGAAUUCCAGCAUUCAGACCUCAUCGAACCUCACCUCCAUCUUGGAUGCCUUGAACAACACCGAGCAGGACGUCUUGAGCACCAUCCUGGACUCGACAGACUUACUGAAAACGAUAUUCUGCAAUAUCUCCAUGUCUGCGCUGUCCGAAUAUAGUCCAAUCACCUCAUCGUUGGAGCAUUUCUGCAUGUCCAGUGAUACGGCACUGGAAGUUUCCCUCUCAACGCUGAACCAGUUAAUGACACGGUUGGUGCUGCAAGAUCCAGUGAAAGUCAUCGAGGCAGUCGAGAUGUCCGUGGAAACGAUAAACAAGCUUCAGACACAAUCGCCGCUGUGGGACUUCCUGUUGGGGUUGCCAGAUGUCUUCCUGAAAUCCACAGAUCAGGAGAGGGUCAUGGCUAUAGCCGACAGACUGAUGGAACUGAAGGCCUGGAACUCAAUUCAGAGCAGCUCUCUGCAGGCUAACGCUUCAAUGGACAUGCUAAACCCCAUCCUCGAUGGAGGCAUCGAGCUCCUCAACUACCUCCAGACCUGGGAGGGCAGAAAUGUUAACAUCUCCCUGGUUGAUGUACUGGUGCCGUCCAACAUGUCUCUAAUUAGCCCUGACAUGGCCACACUGAUCCAAGACCUGCAGAUCCCUCUGGAUAAGGUGCUUGUAUUGUUCAACAGAAGCGCCUUCUCCGAGUCCGUGUGUACCAGCAGGUCUUUCUGUGACAGCCAGCAAGUUGACAUAAUGUAUGAAUGGAUAGACCAAGAGAAAGUUGCUCUGCAGGUGCUGUUGGCCUGGAGUCGGUCUGCAACUUCUCCAGCAGAUCUGGCCUUUGCUAAAGACACUCUGGGUAAAUUAUUUGGAGGCUAUUUCCAGGGCGGACCAAAUACAGACUUCGAGAACAGAGACAGCCAGCCAGAGACACUGCAGGAAAAACUAUUCCUAGGCGUCGGUAAUACAGUGAUGGGAUGGCUGAGUGGAACGCCAAACUGGGAUUACAUUCAAACUCUCUUGAUGGGAACUUAUUCCACCAUGCGGUUUGCCACGGCAGUAAUGGAGACACAGCUAGCAUAUGUCCAACCACUGCUGCACAAUCGAGAGAAUCUCCAGACCACCAUGUGGUCUCUCGUACAGAAUGAAACCGGAGUGGAUAACGAGGAACCUUGGUUGGACGUGGGGCAGAAGCUGAAUGAGGUAUCCAGUGUGUUUGACGGCACUUUGGUGUACAAUGUCACACCUGCUAUGAUCCUGACUGAAUGGCACAGGUUAUACAGCACUGCACUACAGUUCAGUGACUCCGUCAAGGAGGUUGUUGAGCUCGUCCAAGGAAAACUUUUCCGUCAAAUCCCACAUAACUCAACCGUCGACUGGUCCGAGAUUCUUCUAAACAGUGGUUUGGAGGAGUUUGCAAUGAUGGGGUCAGUACUUCAGAACAGCAGUCAGUGGUCAACCAUGGAGCCGUACUUCCAACUGGCAUACUGGAUCAUGACCUUCCAACCUAAUAUCACCGCACCACCAAACUGCACUUUUACUCCAAAUGAUACUAUCUGUAAUGUUGGAUUUACGUGGGAGGGAUUUAUUCCAGUGGUUGGAUCUCUACUCCAGGAAAUCAACGAGAAUCCAGCUGCACUUCUGAGACCUAUCCAGGGAGCAGAGUCCCUGCUGAAAGGCAUCAUGAUGGACACCUACAUGAAUCAUCUACAGGAGUUCCUGAGCAACACUGGUGGAUCAUCACAGAACCUCUCAUUGAGCCUCACUGAUAUGGUCAACCAGAAUCUACAGUUUCUCUUGAAUAUCUCACCCACUGAUGAGCGAGAUGAAGACAGCUUGCUUGCCAUGUUGAAUGGCACUUUGGAAUCCUUUGGCCUGGGACAGUUAGGGGUUCUCUGGUCAGGAGGCUUGAACUACAGUCAACCCAACUCUGUGGUUAUGAACAUCCUCCAUCUGUUGAGCCCAGAGUCUAUUCAGAUGCUUAAGAGUGACAGAAAGUUUGUAGUUCUGUGUGACAUCUUGCAUGAACUUGGAGAACUCUUGGCUCCUGAGAACCAGAUCCAAUUAGAACGUGUUCUCAACCAUACAAAUGCUCUGUUUGGAGAUUUGGCAUUGUGUGCAGCUAGUGGUCAAGACUGCCUGUCUAACGUUUCACAGCUUUUCCAGAUACUACCUUUGCUUGAUGAAAUGAUGGCAGCGGGAGAAGGUGGCAAUUUCACCAUGAUGCCCAUUGAGAGCAAUAUGACUUUUUCUGUUGCUGGUCAUAUUCUUUCCCUUCUCCUACCAUGGAACAUGUCCGAAUCUUCUGCAAAUACAAUGGACAAUGUCAGUAAGAUCAUCUAUCUCAUUGAGCAGUUGUCUGGCUCAUCCAAUCUCAGCAUGGAUGACAUUCAAGACAUGCUCCAAACCUUGAACCUCACCACAUUUGAUUUAGAACAGUUCACGCAUCUUUCAGAAGCGUCUUCCCUUCCUCUGUUACUUUCAAAGCUCAUGGAGCUCGUCAACAUCUCUCAAUGCCUGAACCCUCUGCUCCAGGACCCAGUAUCUCAUAUAGGUUCCACAAUACCAGAAUGCACCAUGCAGAUUAUUGAGGGGUUAAUUGGUUUCCUUCAGGCCAUACCCAUGUUGGAAGACAUCCAUACAGAUUCUACAUCCAUUCUUAAUAUGGUGUUUGAUAAGGCAAAGGAAUUGUUCAAUAUUUCUAGCCUAGAUACUGAUUUGAAUGGAGUGACAGAAGAAUUCUUGUCAGGGGGCUCGAACUAUACUCAACUCAACUCUGUGGUUAUGAACAUCCUCCAUCUGCUGAGCCCAGAGUCAAUUCAGAUGCUUCACAGUGAGCGACAGUUUGCAGUGUUGGAUGACAUCUUGCGUAAGCUUGGAGAACUCUUGGCUCCUGAGCAACUAAUCCAUUUAGAAGGUUUUCUCGAUCGCACAAAUGCUCUGUUUGGAGAUUUGGCAUUGUGUACAGCUAGUGGUCAAGACUGCCUGUCUAACGUUUCACAGCUUUUCCAGAUACUACCUUUGCUUGAUGAAAUGAUGGCAGCAGGAGAAGGUGGCAAUUUCACCAUGAUGCCCAUUGAGAGCAAUAUGACUUUUUCUGUUGCUGGUCAUAUUCUUUCCCUUCUCCUACCAUGGAACAUGUCCAAAUCUUCUGCAAAUACAAUGGACAAUGUCAGUAAGAUCAUCUAUCUCAUUGAGCAGUUGUCUGGCUCAUCCAAUCUCAGCAUGGAUGACAUUCAAGACAUGCUCCAAGCCUUGAACCUCACCACAUUUGAUUUAGAACAGUUCACACAUCUUUCAGAAGCGUCUUCCCUUCCUCUGCUACUUUCAAAGCUCAUGGAGCUCGUCAACAUCUCUCAAUGCCUGAACCCUCUGUUCCAGGACCCAGCAUCUCAUAUAGGUUCCACAAUACCAGAAUGCACCAUGCAGAUUAUUGAGGGGUUAAUUGGUUUCCUUCAGGCUAUACCCAUGUUGGAAGACAUCCAUACAGAUUCUACAUCCAUUCUUAAUAUGGUGUUUGAUAAGGCAAAGGAAUUGUUCAAUAUUUCUAGCCUAGAUACUGAUUUGAAUGGAGUGACAGAAGAAUUCUUGUCAGGGGGCUCGAACUAUACUCAACUCAACUCUGUGGUUAUGAACAUCCUCCAUCUGCUGAGCCCAGAGUCAAUUCAGAUGCUUCACAGUGAGCGACAGUUUGCAGUGUUGGAUGACAUCUUGCGUAAGCUUGGAGAACUCUUGGCUCCUGAGCAACUAAUCCAUUUAGAAGGUUUUCUCGAUCGCACAAAUGCUCUGUUUGGAGAUUUGGCAUUGUGUGCAGCUAGUGGUCAAGACUGCCUGUCUAACGUUUCACAGCUUUUCCAGAUACUACCUUUGCUUGAUGAAAUGAUGGCAGCAGGAGAAGGUGGCAAUUUCACCAUGAUGCCCAUUGAGAGCAAUAUGACUUUUUCUGUUGCUGGUCAUAUUCUUUCCCUUCUCCUACCAUGGAACAUGUCCGAAUCUUCUGCAAAUACAAUGGACAAUGUCAGUAAGAUCAUCUAUCUCAUUGAGCAGUUGUCUGGCUCAUCCAAUCUCAGCAUGGAUGACAUUCAAGACAUGCUCCAAGCCUUGAACCUCACCACAUUUGAUUUAGAACAGUUCACACAUCUUUCAGAAGCGUCUUCCCUUCCUCUGCUACUUUCAAAGCUCAUGGAGCUCGUCAACAUCUCUCAAUGCCUGAACCCUCUGUUCCAGGACCCAGCAUCUCAUAUAGGUUCCACAAUACCAGAAUGCACCAUGCAGAUUAUUGAGGGGUUAAUUGGUUUCCUUCAGGCCAUACCCAUGUUGGAAGACAUCCAUACAGAUUCUACAUCCAUUCUUAAUAUAGUGUUUGAUGAGGCAAAGGAGUUAAUGAGCAUUUCUAGCCUAGAGACUGAUCUGCCUGGAGUGACAGAAGAACUCUUGUCAAAGGCUUUGAACUAUACCCAACUCAACUCUGUGGUUAUGAACAUCCUCCAUCUGCUGAGCCCAGAGUCAAUUCAGAUGCUUCACAGUGAGCGACAGUUUGCAGUGUUGGAUGACAUCUUGCGUAAACUUGGAGAACUCUUGGCUCCUGAGCAACAAAUCCAUUUAGAAGGUUUUCUCAAUUGCACACAUGCUCUGUUUGGAGAUUUGGCAUUGUGUGCAGCUAGUGGUCAAGACUGCCUGUCUAAUGUUUCACAGCUUUUCCAGAUACUACCUUUGCUUGAUGAAAUGAUGGCAGCGGGAGAAGGUGGCAAUUUCACCACGAUGCCCAUUGAGAGCAAUAUGACUUUUUCUGUUGCUGGUCAUAUUCUUUCCCUUCUCCUACCACGGAACAUGUCAGAAUCUUCUGCAUAUAUGAUGGACAAUGUCAGUAAUAUGAUCUAUCUUCUUGAGCAGUUGUCUGGCUCAACCAAUCUCAGCAUGGAUGACAUUCAAGACAUGCUCCAAACCUUGAACCUCACCACAUUUGAUUUAGAACAGUUCACACAUCUUUCAGAAGUGUCUUCCCUUCCUCUGCUACUUUCAAAGCUCAUGGAGCUCGUCAACAUCUCUCAAUGCCUGAACCCUCUGCUCCAGGACCCAGUAUCUCAUAUAGGUUCCACAAUACCAGAAUGCACCAUGCAGAUUAGUGAGGGGUUAAUUGGUUUCCUUCAGGCCAUACCCAUGUUUGAAGGCUUCCAGACAAGCCUUACAUCCACUUUAAAUAUGGUGUAUGAUGAAGCAAUGAAGCUUAGGAACAUUUCUAGCCUAGAGUCUGAUCCACUUGCAACGACAGAUGAAGUCUUAGAAGUAAUUCUGGACAGUAUCAGACUGAACCUUGAAAAUCUCAAUGUGGAAAAUGUGACCUUGAUAAAAAUGGAGCUUGAUACACUGGAGGCCCUUUUAAAGAUGGUAUUUGAUGAUGAAUACCGCUACCCUUACUACAUGAUCAAUUCUACACUGAUGACACAGCAGUCCUAUGCUCAGAAGAUGUAUACUGAAAUCAUCAUGUGGUACCUACAUAACCUGGAGAAUGCCACAAGUGACAGCAUGUUCAGAGAGAUUCUAUACUCAUUUAUUCACAUGACAGAAAUGAUGGCCACAAUCAAUACUGCUCAAUCAAAUUUCUCCACACUGGUGUCCAAUCAGAUCCAGGACUUAACUGGCCACAUCCAAACUCCCCUAAAUGACGAAGGUCUGAACCUAAUCAAUAAUGCAAUAGUAUCUCUAAUGCAAGGCGAACUACAGUUGAUAAAGCUGAACCUCGAUCUUCAGCAGACCUUUUAUGAUUCCUUGGGUUUGCAGACUAACACGACUUUGCCUGCUGGUAUUGAAGCUGAGAUCCAAAACUACUUCAACUUGAUGCAAAGUUGGAUCACAAACCCACAAAUUACACUUGCAUUCAGCAAAAUAUUCCAGUGGAACAAUAAUUUGACUGAUUUCACCACUCCAGCUAUGGACCUUGAACAGCUGAUUCAGGCCUUGGCUCCACUGCUUUCACCAGAGGAGCAGGUCUAUAUCAACAAAGCUGAGCAAAUCUUACAGUCUCUGAACUACACCUUGCAGCUGGGCCAGACAGACACUGGUCUCCAGAGUGAAAACUUCACUGAAGCCAUCAUGGAUUCUGUAAGAGUGAUCUUGGAGAAUAUGUUCAAUUACACUGAUACAACCUACACAGAUGAUAAUAUUGUUAAUGUUCUCUACAACUCACUUCAACUGCUGCUGAGCCCUAAUAUCACCUAUUCUCAAGUUCAAGAGCUCAUGAUAGAAGUUGCACAUAAGACUGAAAGCUUUAUCAGUGCCAUUGCUCCAGAUUCUGCUGAAGUGUUGACUCCUAGCAUCCAGAGCCUCAUAUCAUAUAUGAACACACUGUCGAACCCAGGUCAACCUACCCAGUGGAAUGAAGUCAUUGUGGCGAUGAUGGAGGAAAUCCAGAAUUCUUUGCCUUCCAACAGCACAGCCAACACCUACAUUUCCUCCAUACUGAACAUCACAGACUAUAUUCUAAACCCCAAGCAAGAAAACACGAGUUUGUGGGCCAGCAUUGCAGACCUAAAUCUCAACAACCUCGAUAACGUUACACAACAGCUUGCCGGUCUCCGUGAUUUAAUUCUCCCAUUCCUCAUGGACAACCAGGAAAUGGGUUUAACCCCUGAAUCUGCUCAGACUCUAACUGAGUACGUCCCAAUACUCGUCCAGAUCUUCUCAGGGACACCUGACCAGCUCACGUUCCAGAGGCUCCAACAUAUGACGACUGCUCUCCUGUCAAACCUGAUGGCCACGCCCGCACGGGACACUCUGCCUUUCACGCUAGACGUCAUCAGGAAUGUCACGGCAUCCAUGGUGCAAAGCGUGCAAGCUCAAAGCGAGCUCUUCUCCAGUCUCUCGGGUAUGUUGUCGGAUGUUUUUGCGCUCGUGAACGCCAGCGAUGUCCCUCACAUGACUGACACACUGCUUUACGCUUUCCAGUCCACUGUAGAAGCGACCCAACAGGCUCCUGUGAGCAGUGAAAUGCUGAAUUGCACAGCAGUGGGUGAUCUCUGGGAACAGGUCGCUGAGGCAGCAAAUCUGAACAGCAGUGUGUUUACAGUCUGGUGUAACAAUCGUCUCGUUCCACUACUCGACAUUUACGACACCUCCAAUUAUCAGCCAGCAGUCCACAAUAUAACAGGUACGGAUCCUCAGUGGGUGGAUGCCAUAGUUGCGGAGAUUGUGGGCUCUCUGGAGGCGUUUUACUCAGCCGGUCUUAAUGAGUCUCUGAGCAUGCAGCAUCUGUCACAAGGCCUGGUGGAGCACUUCAACCUGUCUCUCUCAGCAGAGGGAAAUCUAUCUGACUGGAGCGACCUGCUCUCGCAGCUACAGAGUCAAUCCUUUGCUCAAAUGGCCUUGGAGAGUGCUACGCUGCAGCUGAAUAAAUUAGACUGGAAUCCAUACAUCCUAGCAGUGCAGAAAGCCAUCGAAUACACCCAGGGGGGUCAGAAUGUAACAGCGAGCCCUGAGAUGGUCAUACACGCCCUGGACGUGGCGCUCACUGCAAUGAACUUCAGUAGUGAACAAAUAGAUCGUUUCCUGAGUAGUGACAUAUUGACCAUGCCUAAUAGCUUGUCCACUGACAUGCUCAUAAUGGAGGUGAUAAGUAAAAUCAUUGAUAUGAGACUGCUUGGAAACUGGCCCUUAGUGUAUGACGUAAUGGAGCAACUGCUAUAUGUAGAGAACACCAGCAACAUCUUGAGGGCGGUGAGUGAACUGGUCACCUGGUACAACACUACUGAAGACACUGGAUUGUAUUUUGGCAUAGAGAUGCUUACCAAGUUGUAUGAGAUGCUAACACCAUUAGUGCCAGCUUCAAGCCCGCUACCAUGCUACUCCGACCUCUUUAUUGGGCUUGCCGGCAAUGCUUUGUAUGCACUGCAACAUAUUGCUGGCACCACCAACCUGCUCACCCCCAUCAAUGACUAUCUCAAGCCAAUCCAAAUGAAACUUGCUCUGGGAGACAAUCUAAGAGAUCUUGUGUCAGCGACCCAAAACGGCAGAAGACCGGUGCUAAAUCUAACAAGAGAACCAGUGGAUGACUUUCUCGACCUCCUGGAGAUCAACUACCAAACUUUAUAUCAGAUUCUUUCCAUCCCACUCAGCUCUCAGGAAAUGUUGGAGACCAUGCAUGUUUUCUUCGCAAACCCAGAUCUGGGCAUCUUCCUCAAGGGUGUAUCCAGGGACAUGACAGGAAGCUCGUUUGAAGACGAAACUAUUGACAAAAUCCUUGGUACACUAGCCUCUUUGACACUUCCAAGCAAUGGGCAAACGUUUAUAGAGAUGAUCACGCAGACCAUCAGUCAAGCCUGGAGUCUGAAUGAUAUGCAGCUGGUAGAAAGCUUGGGUGGAAUGGUUGGAAUGGUGAGGAUGCUUUCCCAGCAGUCAUCUUUGAGUAUAGCUCAGAGGAUUGAACAGAUGGCUAAUCAGCUCAAUUCUGCAGCAUCAUAUACCGUAGCGCACCAAGGAAAUCGUAGUGAAAUCCUCACAGCCAUCAACAAUAUUCUGUCACAAAAUUUGCAGCAGAUGUCAAACACCAGCUUUGAGGACCAAUCCGUCCUUCAAAACAUAAUGAGCUCUGUAUCCUUAAUGUCUGAGUCACAGAUCGACUUUGGAUCCUACAUGAUGCUGAUAAACCAAACUACCGAAGCCUUUGCCUCCCUUGUACCUCCUGAGGAAAUGGUGUAUUUAAACAUUUCAGCACGGAUGAUGGAAGCUUUCGCAUUGCUCAUGUCGUCUCCAACAGAUCUAGAGAAAGUGGUGACGUCAAGUCACGAGAUUGCUGAUUCAUUGGGUCUCAGUUUUGCCCUUACGGGUAUGACCACUCUUCCAAAUGGUCAGCCCACUGAGGACACUGCAUACCCUUUCAUUCUAAACAGUGUCUUGGCAACUGAAAUCUUGUUCAAUCUCUCUGCUUCAAACUACACCUUUGAAAGUGAUUCAGAACGUAGCAUGAUAUUGAACCAGAUGACGUCAAGUCUCCCAAUGGAAGUGCAAGCUGACCUCCAUCCUCUCAUGUCUGCUCUCAUUUCAGCUCUUUCAGAUGUCUCAAACACAGCCCAAAUCAGACCAGCUUUCUUUCAAAUCUCCCAGAAUGCGACCAUGUUACUUCUGGAAUACCUAAAUCUAACAGGAGAUCCCACGUCCAUGAGAAUGUAUUCUGUCCUGUCCACUGUUUCAGAUGAGGUAUCCGCUAGUCUCGGUGAGGGCCUAAUGGGAAAUUCUUCCUCCGUCCAGCUCCCAUACGUGCUCGAGUCUUUACGAGCAAUCAUAUCUUCAUUGUCAUUAGAACUACCUGUGGAGGAGCAGCAAUACCCUGAUGCCGUUUUCAACUUCAUGGAGACUGUGGCCCUGGCUCUGAACCACACCAUCACCACAGGGGACGUAGCAGAUGGAAUGAAUAUGCUUUCCAGCUCUGUCCAGCACCUCCUGGUGAUGAUGCCAAACAACAACAUGGAUACGUCAAGUGGCAUCACGAGUGAACUGGAAAAUACUGUCAAGAUGCUGCUGAUGACUCUGUCGUCAGGUCAAGACCCUCUAACUAAGAGCGCUAACACGACCGAUGAGAUCCUGACCACCAUUCAGUAUCUGCUUGCCAUGGCUAACAGCAGCUCUGAGAUAGAUCUAGUGACUGCGAUCGUGGGGGCCGUCAGGAUGAACAUCGGGUCUCUGCUGGCAGCAAAAGACAAUAACUGGGCUCAGAAAUUGCAAAUGGUGCUGUCAUCCAUCUCCAACAUCCUUCCAGCUGACCUUCAAUUCGGUCCAUUCAACAGAACCAUCUUUGAAAGUUUGGCCAAUGAGCCCCCAGAAAAUCUGAAUAUCCUUCUUCAGACAGCAAGCACAGUUUCUGAACUUUUCUCAACCAACUGGAUGAACGACAGCUUUGGAGAGCUACUGAACCAAAUGCAGAUGCAGGUGUGCAGUUUGGAGAACAUGGAGUCUGUUCAGCUGCUCAGUCAGGUUCUUUCUCUCAGUCCGGGCAUGCUGUGUGACACGGCUCUGCCCAGCAUUCACGCUCUUCACGUUCUCGCCACCAACAUGGUGAACCAGAGCACCGGCGUGUACGACCUGCUCUACCAGCACUUAGUCGGGGACCCCAGCACUUACGACCUCAAAGUGAACUGGACUGCCAUCCUCUCCGACCUGCUCGGCAUCGACAUCAACUCUUUGCCAGGAUUCAACAUCAACCAGACCACCCCAAGUGAACUGAAGGUGUCUGACCUUUUGAACAACAAGGCCCUGUUUGUAUCUGAUGUCACCCGGUACACCAGCAUUCCUCCUCAAGUCCUAAACACUCUGCUGGAGUCGUCCCUGCCCCAGAGCAACCUGCAGAUCUUGUCUCAGCUGGCGAAUCUGCAGCGCUGUGCGGAUCUCUCGUCCCUGCAGCUCGACCCGGUGUCGUUGCUGAUCUUCAGUUCUCUCUGCUCGCUGCCGGUUCAGGAGUGGUACAGCCUGGCGGUCCUCUCAGCUCAGCACGUCAACAUGGACAACGUCAUGUACAAGCUGAUGCUGUCCAGUGAAAUCCAUGGUCUGUUUAACGCCCUCGUGCGGAUGGUGGAAUUCUUCAUGGACAUGAUGAGUAAGCUGUCUCCCACUCUCAACCGGCUGCAGGGGUAUUUAACCUCCAUCAAAGACAUGAACCUGAUGUCCAACUCGGAGUUCAGAAAUUUGGUGAGAGGGAAACGCUCGACCAUCUCCAGCAGGGCUACGUUCAACACCAUCUCCAGAGCCCUGUGUCAAAGCGGCAUGAUAUCGCUCUUCGGAAUCUCGCAGCUUCCCAGCACGAGUGAAAGUAAUCCGUCUCUCCAGGACGAGCAAACAGUGGAGGAGCUCAUGACCAAGUUCAAAAUCCCAAAAGAUGCCACUCCAUUCUGUAAAAACUUCUACCUGGACAUGGUGAGCACCACAGGUGGCGCUGUAGCCUGGGCCUUCCUCAAGCCCAUGCUCCUGGGACAAGUGCUGUAUUACCCUGACACACCACUCACCCAAACCAUCAUCAAGCAGGCGAACUCCACGCUGCAGCAGUUCGGCGACCUGCGCGUCUAUGCUGACGAGUGGAUACGUUCCUCGUCCUAUCUCGCGCAGUCAGUACAGCUCCUGAAUAAAACACUGCCCAUGCUGAAGAAUUCCCUGAGCAAUCCUUUCAUCCAGAACUUCAUAAAGAAGCAGAUCGACAUCGACAUCGUACAGAUGGAAGAAACUCUCAACGCUUUCGCGAACAUGACUCAGAUGUUGGAGAACAACAAGUUCAUCCUGCAGCAGAUCACCAUGCUGUCCAACCUCAUGAUGAACCUCUCUUCCUGCGUCAACUUCAACCGCUACCGCACCUUCAACUCCAUCGAGGAGCUCGAGAAACAGGCUGAGAAACUGGGCCAAAACCGUGAACUCUACGCUAGUGUCAUUUUCAAGCUUCCCACAGGACAGAACUCGUCCUCUACCCUUCCCCCUAAAGUGGACUACACUAUCCGCAUGCACAUCGACAACUCCAUGAGAACCGACCGAACCCGCAACCCAUUGUGGGUUAGGGCUGCCUACAUCUCUUCAGUCCUAACGCAGCGCUACAACCGUGGCUUCAUCUACCUGCAGGAGAGCAUCGAGCGGGCCAUCAUCGGCAUGCAGACCGGAAACGCGGUGCAGGAGCCGCCCGUGCAGAUCCAGGCCUUCCCCUACCCCUGCUUCUACAAGGACGAUUACCUCAACAGCAUCGCCUUCGCCUUCCCGCUCGUCCUGAUGAUCAGCUGGGUGCUCUUCGUCGCUAACUUCGUCAAGAAGCUCGUCCACGAGAGAGAGCUCCGUCUGCAUGAGUACAUGAAGAUGAUGGGCGUGAAUCCGUUCAGUCAUUUCCUGGCCUGGUUCAUCGAGAGCGCCGCGUUCCUCUUGGUCACUGUUAUCAUCCUGACCAUCAUCCUGAAAUCCGGCGGGGUUCUCCCCAAGAGCGACGCCUUCGUAGUCUUCCUCUACCUGUGCGACUACGCCCUGAGCAUCAUGGCCAUCAGCUUCCUCGUCAGCUCGUUCUUCGACAAGACCAACAUCGCCGGGCUGAGCGGCAGUCUCAUCUACGUCAUCUGCUUCUUCCCUUUCAUCGUGGUCAUGUGCCUGGAGGACACCCUCUCCUUCUUCGCCAAGGGCAUGCUGAGCCUGUUUUCUCCAACAUGCUUCAGUUACGCCAGUCAAUACAUCACCCGCUACGAGAAACAGGAAGAAGGUAUCCAGUGGAACAACAUGUACCUUUCUCCCGUGGCCGGAGACACCGGGUCGUUCGGGUCGCUCUGCUGGCUCCUCCUCGUCGACUCGGUUAUCUACUUCCUGAUCGGUGCCUACAUCCGCACGGUCUUCCCAGGGAAGUACGGCAUCGCGGCUCCGUGGUACUUCCCCGUGACGCCGUCGUUCUGGGCCGACAUGUUCGGCUGCAACAGAAGAAAGCAGAAGAAAGCAGGCAGAGGACUCCUCUUCUCCAACAUGAUGCAGGAGAGCCAGGGGAACGGCAAAGACAAAAGCAAAGGUACGAGUGAUUUACACCCUCACGGUGACGAUGAGUUCCCGGAGCUGCCGAUUGGCGUUUCGCUGCGAGGCCUUACGAAGACCUACGGCGACAGGAAAGCCAUCGAUAACCUGAACCUGAUGUUCUACGAGGGUCACGUGACCGCACUGCUCGGGCACAACGGAGCUGGGAAAACCACCACCAUGUCCCUCCUGACCGGCUUGUUCGCUCCCUCCUCCGGUUCGAUCGAGGUUUACGGGAAAGACUUGCAGACUUCUUCGAAGGACGUGCGUAAAGAGCUGGGAGUGUGCAUGCAGUAUGACGUCCACUUCGACCACCUGACCACCGAGGAGCACCUGCUGCUGUACGGCCACAUCAAAGCCCCCCACUGGAGCAAGCAGGAACUGCAGGAGCAAGUGCGCAAGACUCUGGAGGAGACUGGGAUGUACGCUCACCGUCACAAGCGGGUGGGUACGCUGUCCGGUGGCAUGAAGAGGAAGCUCUCCAUCUCCAUCGCUUUCAUCGGCGGGUCUCGGCUGGUGGUCCUGGACGAGCCCACCACCGGCGUGGACCCCUGCUCACGCCGCAGCAUCUGGGACAUCGUCCUCAAACAUAAGAGCGAUCGUACCAUCAUCCUCUCCACCCAUCACCUGGACGAAGCGGAGGUCCUCAGUGACCGCAUCGCGUUCCUGGAGCGCGGAGGCCUGAAAUGCUGCGGAUCCCCGUUGUACCUGAAGGACAAGCUGGCCCGUGGAUACAAGCUCACUCUCACCAAGAAGGUCCUGCCUCCUGACUCAGACGACAAGUUUGACAUUGAGAUGGUGAAAUCGUUCGUCCAUUCUCACAUGCCCGAGGCUCAGCUGAAGAAGGGAGAGGUGGGAGAUAUCGUCUACUCUCUUCCUGUCUACAGUUCCCACAAUUCAUCUGCCUACCGCUCACUGCUCAGUGGCUUGGACCACAACCUGGAGGCUCUACAGCUGGGCUGCUACGGCAUCUCCGACACCACGCUGGAGGAGGUUUUCCUGCAGUUGACGAAAGAUUGUGCGGCGCAAGAGGACGAGGAGGAUCGCCCGUACACGGUGUCGAACUCAGAGCUGGACACGGGCGCUUCCCAAGACAGCCUGAGCGACGACCUGAACUCCAGCAUGUACUUCGGAGAGAGAGCCAGUCUCACAGGGAACUCCACGGUGAGUGGUUUGGCGCUGAAGGGUCAGCAGGUGAUGGCCAUGCUCCUCAAACGUGUUCAUCACACCAGAAGGAACUGGAAGGGUCUGAUCUCUCAGGUUCUCCUCCCGGUGCUGUUCGUCCUCGCCGCCAUGGGCCUUGGCUCCAUCAAGAGCGACCUGUGGUACUUCCCCGAGAUGGAGCUAACGCCCGCCAUGUACGACUCUGGGAAACAGUACGCCUUCUUCAGUAACCAGAACUCCAGCUCCAGUUACCUGGUAGACUCCAUGAUGUCAUAUCCUGGUAUAGAUCACUACUGUAUGGAUAAACCUGACAACCCGGCGUGUCGGAAGAAAGACGCGUCCAUAUCGGAUCAGUGGACCUCUGGAGGAAAUCCCACAUCCGUGUUUGAGAUUUGUAAAUGCGGGAACUUUUCACAAACGUGUCCGGAGCCCGGCUACGAACCGCCUCAUAAGACCAACCCCUCGUCUCAAAUCGUCUACAACCUGAGCGACAUCGACGUCGAGAGUUACCUCCUGGCCACCGCUAACGACUUCAUCCGAAACAGGUAUGGAGGCUGGUCCUUUGGGAAUCCCCUUCCCAGCAGUCUCCAAAUGGACAUUUUGGAGGUGCCCAAGAACAGGACGUUAACAAAGGUGUGGUAUAACCCUGAAGGCCAUCACACGAUGCCGGCCUACCUCAACAGCCUCAACAACUUCAUCCUGCGCGCCAAAAUCCCAGCAAGCAAGCAGCCACAGCAGUACGCAAUCUCCGUGUCCAGCCACCCCUACCCUGGCCAAGUGGAAGAAGAGGAUGCCAUCGUUCGCAACUUGGUCAACCUUCUGGUGGCGAUGUGCGUCCUCACCGGGUUCUCCAUCAUGACAGCCAGUUUCGUCAUCUACGAGGUUCAGGAGCAUCACACCGGCUCUAAGAGGCUGCAGCACAUAUCAGGAAUCAGCGAACCUUUCUACUGGACCGUCAACUUCUUCUACGACAUGGCCCUGUACAUGAUUCCUGUGAUUCUCUCCAUCAUCACGAUCGCAGCGUUCCAGCUUCCUGCCUUCACUGACAGAUUCAACCUGGGGGCCGUCUCGCUGCUCCUCAUACUCUUCGGAUUUGCCAGCUUCCCCUGGAUGUACCUGGUGUCGACCGUGUUCAAAGACACAGAGAUGGCCUUCAUCUGCUACGUCUGCAUCAACCUCUUCAUCAGCAUGAACACCAUCAUCUCCACGGCCAUCGUGUACUUCCUGGGACAAACUAAACACAACAUGGAGAACAUCCAGGCGGUGUACCACACCCUCAGCAAAGUGUUCCUGGUGUUCCCUCAGUUCAGUUUUGGGAACGGGUUGAUGGAGCUGGCUCGGGUGGACCUGCAGGUCCAGAUCCUGAGCACGUACGGAGUGGACGCCUAUAAGAACCCGUUCAGCAUGGACGUCCUGGGGUGGAUGUUCAUCUCGCUGUUCCUGCAGGGGUUCAUUUGCUUCACUCUGCGGCUGCUGAUGAACAAGUGGCUCCUCCGCAAAGUCAGGCGGUUGUGGACACGCCGACCGCGGGUGCCUCAGACAGGAAGUCGGGGCGAGGACGUGGACAAGGACGUGUUGGCUGAGCGUCAGCGUGUGGACAGCGGAGUCGCCGGGUCUGACCUGCUGCAGGUCAGUCAGCUCACCAAGAUCUACCAACAUCUGAACCACCGAGUGCAGGCCGUCACCAACCUGUCCUUCGGAAUACCGGCGGGAGAGUGCUUUGGAUUGCUGGGAGUCAACGGAGCAGGAAAGACCACCACGUUUAAGAUGCUAACCGGAGACAUCAGUCCGACACACGGCUUGGCACAAGUGCUCGACCGGGACGGGAGGACGGUGGACAUCAUGGACUGCAGGACGGAGGGCAUAAACAUCGGCUACUGCCCGCAGGUGGACGCUCUGGAUGACCUGCUGACGGGAGAAGAGCACCUAUACUUCUACGCUCGCAUCAGGGGCAUCUGUAAGAGAGAUAUCGAUCAGGUGGUGAACUAUCUCCUGAAGAAACUGGAGCUGAACUACCACAGGCACAUCAUCAGCGAACGCUACAGCUGUGGAACACGCCGUAAACUCUCUACAGCCCUGGCUCUGAUUGGACAGCCACAGAUCCUGCUCUUGGACGAGCCCAGCUCAGGAAUGGACCCGCGCUCCAAACGCCACCUCUGGAAGAUCAUCUCUGAUGAAGUGAUGGGAAAAUGCGCCGUGGUUCUCACAUCACACAGCAUGGAGGAGUGUGAGGCUCUGUGCACUCGGCUUGCCAUCAUGGUUCAAGGCCAGUUCAGAUGUUUGGGCUCCUUACAGCACAUCAAGAACAGGUUCGGCAGCGGCUUCACGGUGAAGAUGUACCUGACCUCAUCAUCCUGCGACAUGGACGGCAUCACCACGUUCAUGCAGGAGCACUUCCCCAGCACUUACCUGAAGGACCAUCACUCGGCUAUGGUGGUGUACCACGUUCCUGUAGCUCCCGGGGGCGUGGCUGACAUUUUUGACCAGCUGGAAUCCAAUAAGGCGGCGCUGCAGAUCAAGCACUUUUCCGUCAGUCAGACCACACUGGAUGAGGUCUUCAUUAACUUCGCUAUGGGAAAGGUCGGCCAAGACGCACAGGGCGACGGCGAGGCCUCCGAUGUGGACAGUCCUGACGGUGAAAUGCAGUGAAAUGAAACA